AUGUCGUAUCCAACGCUGCCGAACCUCCCUCCGGCGACGCCGCAGAAAGCAGUGCCUGGUGCUUACAUGCAGACUCCUGCUGUCGCCCGACAUGACAGCCUCUUCAAGUCCCCGAUGCAGCCGACGUCUCCACGGACACCAAUGACGCCGAUGCCCAAGCUGCCUCCGACAACGACCACAAAGACCUUGAGCGCCGAGGAGCGUGGAGCGCACACCAUCAGCCAGACCCUGGCUAUGGAGGCGCAGUACCCAGAUUUGGAUAGCUAUCUAUCUCAAGGAGUUUCCUCCGAAUAUGACAUCCCCACGGCCCAAUCGUGGGCGCCUUUCCAAAAAGUCAAAAUGUACAAUAUUCCCGACCAGAUCUUCGAUCAGUACAAUCGCGCACAAGUUUCGACGAGCAUGGGUCUUUUCGCCGAGUUGAAUCACGCGUGGGUGGCCAUCGACAACGCGCUGUACCUCUGGGAUUUCACGCACCCUAACCCUCAAUUGGUCGGGUUCGAGGAGCAACCCAACAGCAUCAACGCUGUAAAGCUGGUGAAGCCGCGCGCGGGCGUGUUCUUGCCUGCCAUCACUCAUAUGCUCGUGGUGUCGACCACUGCCGAAGUCAUCUUGCUGGGUAUGAGCUGUGAGACAACUCCAACCGGCUCAAAACAGGUUGCGCUCUAUCAGACCGGAAUGGCGGUGUCAAUCCGUGGACUCGACAUUCACGUCUUUGCUUCCUCAGACACCGGCCGCAUUUUCUUCGGAGGCUCAUCCGACAACGACAUAUACGAACUCACCUAUCAGCAAGAAGAGCGAUGGUUCCAGGGUCGCUGCGGCAAAGUUAAUCACACGAGCUCGCGUCUCUCCGUUUUCAGCCCAUCCAUCAGCUUGACGAAUCUGGCCCAGAGAGCCCUUACCGAAAAUGUGGAACAGAUGGUGGUGGACGACAGUCGGAAACUUCUCUAUACUCUGUCCUCUGCGUCGACUAUUCGGGUGUUCCACUUGAGGGCCGAUGGAUCGCUCAACCUUGUCAUCACCAAAAUCGCUAGGGACAUCUACUCGAAUAUCGGACAUAUCAUUGGAUCUAACGAAACUCUUAACGAGAGGGUACAAAUUGUUUCUAUCAGCCCGGUUCCAGCCGCCGAGGCUUCGCGAUACCAUUUGGUUGCGACGACGGCCACCGGGUACCGUAUUUACCUCAGUGCCACGGGCUCGUACAGCUGGGCGCCCAGUCAGAACGGCACCAACCCUCCCACGAGCAUGCAAGCCCAGCAUAUCAAGACACCUCCUAUCGAUAAUGCCGCCAAUGCGAGCAUGACCCAGCAAUUCCCGAUGGCUGCCAUCAAGUACCCUAUCCACUCUUUGGCGCCUACUCGGAUGGCCUCGCGUUUCCCUCCUGGCUAUUUCUUCUGUUUCACGUGCAAGGAUGCUACCCAAAAGGCAGAUACAUUGUUUGUUUCAUCCCCGGACCCCGGUCUUCUUGCUCGCCCGGCACGAGAGCAAGGAGUCCUGAGCAAAUCUGACGAGUCGGGCAUCUGGCUGAGUCUGGGUGGCCGCGCAGAGGAUAUCGGGCUUUGCUCACCACCUCCGCCAACCACCUCUGCCGGGUUUGGAAAUGAGCUCGCAAUUCAGUUCGAUCACCCUGCUGCGGAAGUGGCUAUUCUCACAAACUCUGGAAUCCAUAUUGUCCGUCGACGACGCCUGGUGGAUAUGUUUGCCGCCCUGGUGCGCAGUGGCGGGACUAGCGAAGAGGGUCUGGAGGGUGAAGUGGUCAACCUGAUCAAAAAGUACGGUCGAAGCGAGGUCCUUGCUACUGCUCUGGCUGUGGCUUGUGGCCAGGGUGUUGAGAUCUCUUCGGAUCAGCGCCUCACCCAGAUUAAUGACCCCGAUGUGCUUGAGUUUGCACGAAAGGUAUUUAUCGAGUAUGGUGGUCGGCCGCAGUCCAAUGAAAAUGCUGUGCCUGACUCGACAUCGGCCAUUGAUGCUUGGAAUCCCUCUCCUCGCCAUCACGGCAUUGCUCUGUAUAUGUCGCGUCUAUUGCGGUCGAUCUGGCAGAAACAAAUCGCCAAAGUGGGCAGUGCCCCGAACGGUGCGAUGACCGUUGCUGCUUCGGUGGCUGCUUCCAAGCUGCAGACCAUCCAGCAUGAUCUCGCAGCUCUGCAAGACUUCUUCAAGACAAACAAGAGCUUUAUUGAAGGCUUGAGCGGACCCGAGGCCCUUGCCCGAGUGACAAACAAGCAAGAGGAAACCGCUCUGCAGGCUGAGCACCGUGCCUUGCACUCUCUCGUGCAGCUUGUGUCACACACGAUUGAGGGAAUUUCCUUCGUCCUGGUCCUCUUCGAUGAGCGAGUGGACGAGAUUGUAACCACGCUCCCCGCAGAGUCGAAGGAGCGUUUCCUCAAGCUGACCUUCGAAGAGCUUUUCAGCAGCAGCAAGGGUCACGAUAUUGCCAAGGAGCUGGUCAAGGGCAUCGUGAACCGCAACAUUGCGAAGGGUUCCAACGUUGAGACAGUGGCCGAUGCACUGCGCCGGCGGUGCGGCAGCUUUUGCAGUGCAGAAGACGUGAUUAUCUUCAAGGCACAGGAACUGCUCAAGCGUGCGACAGAGGCCGGUGCCAAUUCGGAAUUGGGCCGGAACUUGUUGAACGAGAGUUUACAUCUUUUCCAGCAGGUGGCUGACAGCCUCCCGAUGGACUAUUUGGUUUCGGCCGUGGACAACUAUAUUGCCAACCAAUUCUUUGCGGGUGCUAUCCAAUUGGCCCUUAAUGUGGCCGGCCGCUCCGACAAGGCGAAUAUCGCGCUCUCCUGGAUUAUGGAUGGGCGACCCGCACAGGACACCCGCAAGGAAUACUUCUAUUUCCGCAAGCAAUGUUACGACCUUAUCUCCAAGGUUGUACUUGCUGUCGACACCCUGGCCGCAUCUGACCCCGGCUACAUUGACGGCCAAUUAACCAUUAUUGCCAAGCGCCAGAACGAGGCCUACGGUGUUAUCUCUGAUUCCACCGACGAAGUGUUUCUGACUAGCUUGUACGACUGGUACCUGGAGCAGGGCUGGAACGACCGCCUUCUGCAAACACAGUCGCCGUUCGUGGUCACCUACCUCGAGCGCAAGUCUACCGACGACAUUGCGCACGCUGAUCUGCUUUGGCGGUACUACGCUCAGUCUCAGCGGUUCUUUGAAGCCGCCAAGGUUCAGUUCCAGCUUGCGCAGAGUGCUUUCACUCUGCCUCUCAGCCGACGCAUUGAGUAUUUGGGCCGUGCCCGCACUAAUGCUUCAACUUUCACUCCAGACGUGGGCCGCCAGUCGAGACAGCGCCUGCUACAGGAGAUUACCAACUUGAUCGAGGUGGCCAAUAUCCAGGAUGAUCUUCUGCAGCGAUUGAAGGAUGACAGUCGGAUUGCUGCUGAGCGGAAAGUCGAGGUUCUGCGUGAUGUGGAUGGUCCCGUGAUGGACAUUAGCACACUCUUCAACCAAUACGCCGACUCAGCCAGCUACUACGACAUCUGCCUGCAAAUCUUCUUCGCUGCCGACUACCGCAACGCAGCCGACAUCAAAGCUACCUGGGCAAACCUGAUCCAAGACGUGCACGAGAUCACCGAAACGCGCGGCACUCCUCUCCCCCACGAAGCCGUGAUCGAAAAAGUGCGUAGUCUCGGCAGCCGGCUCCGCAUGUCCGAGACGGUCUUCCCCAUCCGCGAACUGGUCCCACUCCUAGAACGCUACUCCCUAGAGCACCAGUACCACCGCCAACUCAACCGAACACACUGGGUCGUCGACCUAUUCCUGGACCUCGGCGUCCCUCACGAAUCUCUAUAUGGCGUCCUUGAAGCCAUGUUCUACACCGACGAAGCCCCCUUCCACGGCUCAAACCGCCGCAUCAUCGCCGCAGACCUAGUCUACCUACUCAACGCAUGGUUCAUGGAAAGCGCGCGGCCCGGCGGUACCGUCUUCGGGUCUGAUGUUAUGGCCGAGCGUGUCUCCGAGACUCUGGUGCUCCUUCAGCAGGGCGGCGGCUCACAAGAUAUCGUGGAGGCGAGUCAGGAAUUGAGACAUCGGAUUGCGGAGCUGGUUGGGUGA
Messenger RNA from Penicillium cinerascens, 4059 nucleotides. RefSeq names its product putative non-repetitive nucleoporin. The transcript has 5 exons. Gene Ontology annotation, cellular component: nuclear pore; nuclear pore inner ring. Gene Ontology annotation, biological process: protein localization to nuclear inner membrane; transcription-dependent tethering of RNA polymerase II gene DNA at nuclear periphery; protein import into nucleus. Lineage: Eukaryota; Fungi; Ascomycota; Eurotiomycetes; Eurotiales; Aspergillaceae. Gene Ontology annotation, molecular function: structural constituent of nuclear pore. Bases 1 to 4059 code for a protein of 1352 amino acids. The record is from RefSeq and is a predicted model, not a curated record.